AUGGAGAGCCUCAGCACCAGCAGUCCGAGUGCGCAGCAGCAGCUCCGCUCGUUCAUGGCACUUCCAGCGGACGAUGAGAUGGCGCAGCUGAUCCUCGAGGAGCUGUCAUUCUCGAGGCGCUCAUUCACGGGCGUAGCGGCUGAAAUCGCCAACUCGCCGUCGAGCAAGUCGGCUUCGGGGCUCAACUCGAUCUCGGAGGACGAGGAGGAUGAGGAAGAAUAG
Messenger RNA from Phytophthora nicotianae INRA-310, 222 nucleotides. RefSeq lists its product as hypothetical. The coding region runs from base 1 to 222 and encodes 73 amino acids. The transcript is spliced from 2 exons. The record is from RefSeq and is a predicted model, not a curated record. Lineage: Eukaryota; Oomycota; Peronosporomycetes; Peronosporales; Peronosporaceae.